Pollicipes pollicipes is the source of this 5865-nucleotide messenger RNA. RefSeq lists its product as uncharacterized. The transcript has 3 exons. Bases 166 to 777 code for a protein of 203 amino acids. The record is from RefSeq and is a predicted model, not a curated record. NCBI's taxonomy places the organism in Eukaryota, Metazoa, Arthropoda, Thecostraca, Pollicipedomorpha, Pollicipedidae.
CAGCGGCCGGCAGCUCGGCACGUGUCGCCGUGCCUCUUCGCUCGUUUUAUUCGGCCCUGGUCCAGAGGAUCGGCCGCCGCAGACGCACAGGAGGCAACACACGGCAGGCUCACCUUUGGUCGCGCAGGUAGCAGUCAGCGGUAGCGAGGCCACCGGGCGGUCAUCAUGACGUUCCUCCAGCUCAAGACAUUCUGCUGCUGCUGUUGCCGGGUGCCCGUGGAGAAAGGAGCGCGCAACAUUGGCAUAGCUUUGGCGGUAAUGUCCGUGAUCGCCAUCGUCCGGAUAGCGCUCUUGCUGGUCAGGUUCCAGGCUGAGCGCGAUGACCCGGAGACACCCUUCAACGGGAUUCUGAAGAACAUGAACGGGGUUGACAAAGAGGCCUCGCUGGAGAACAGCCUCAACGCACUGGUGUUUCGGCUCUUCCUGGCCGUGGUGUGCCUGAUCUUCAGCGUCAUGCUGGUUAUCGGCGUCAAUAAGGCCAACCGCUGCCUGGUGCUGUCCUUCCUCAUCUACUUUGGUCUCCAGUUGGCCACCAACGCCAUCACAUUACUCGUCGGCUUCAUCAAUCCAGAGCUGGUCAUAAGCGAGAAGGAGCUGCAGCAGAUUAGAAAGGAGCACGACGAGGAAAUGGUAAAGGUCAUUAUGUACCUGGCGUUGGUCAUAAUAUUGUUCUUGGAGCUGUUCCUCCUGUACGUUUUCGUCGUGGUCCUCUCCUACUACAGGGAGUUGGGCGGGCGCAGGGAGCAGCAUGAGUUUCGUCAGAUCCCCAUGGUUUAAUGAUCAGCGGGUAUGACGCGCAAGCAGCGCAAGGAGCGUGCCGAAUCCAUCAGCCGCAAUCCAAGUAGCGCGCCGAAUCCAUCAGCCGCAAUCCAAGGAACGCGUCGAAUCCAUCAACCGCAAUCCAGAGGAGGGAGAGCUCUCUUUGUUGUUCAAGCAGAUCCCUGUUGACUGACGCUAGGGGCGGUUGUAACACCCCGUCGGCCUCAAGACUGGUAACGCGCCCUCCAGUAUCUACCGACGGUUUUUGUGACUAUAUAUUUAGUACUUUGUAGUACUUAUCGGCCUUAAAAAAGGAACGGCUUCUGUCACCGCGCUUGCUAUGACGACCCAUCUGAAUGGUUUGGUCCAGUUUGCCACAAAACAAGUUUAUGUUUCAUGUUCUUGGUGGCAAAUGAUGUGGCACCAGGAAGUUCUUUCGUAAAUUAAUGACUUGCUUUCUCACGGACAGGUUAGCCUGGUGAAUCUAAUGCGUAAAUGAACGCCAAGCCUCGCGGCUGCACCUGCCUGUGACGUAAAACAGCGCAUAACUUAAUUAAGAAAUAUACGGAUGAAGGCGCCAUUUUCCAUCAGAUUACGAUAACGGCGUGGCGAUGUGUCGAAAACAGAGAACCAGGGCCUUUGUCAUAUGUUGCUGGAUAGUAGGGAUCACGGAGAAUGCAAUGCAGUGAGUAUGCCAGCCAUCACACCAGCUGUCAUUAAACUUUAAAAUAUGUCAAUAUUUUUCAUUGAAGGGCUUCUCUGGCGGUAACUUUGCGUUACCGCACUUUCCAAAGCCCAUGACGAUAAAUAGAUGAUGAUCCCAUAAUUUGUAGAAACGCAACACGCACACACUAGUGGUGAACAACAAUGCACAUAUUAUGCAGAGGGCUAGGAAAAUUUUGUUUUCACGAUAAAAUUAUCGGAGCGAAGUAAGUAUUUAGGUACAUUUGAGCACAUCACAGACAAAAUUUGUCUCAGUCUGCGCGAAGCGGAUAUAUUUUUAGAGAUCGAGAUGAGUGAUUGACAGUAAGCGCAUCAUGAGAAAAAAUAUAAAUUGUAAUUUGAUAGAACUUCUAGCAGGGCGCAUCUGGGAUUAGCGACUAGACGGCACUUUACCAGGAUUUUCGACGGUGGACUAAGUUUUGAGGGCUGAUUACCAACCACAUUCACAAUACCAGGGACGUAGCCAAUAGAAUUGCCGAGGAGCCCUGCUUGCCCCCUGCCCCUCCUAUUUCCGCGACCCAAAAGAUUUACACUAGAUGCUGGAGAUUUCGCAAAAAUGUGGUCCACGUUCGCAGGUUUUUGGAGAAAGAUUGACAUUCCCCGCCACGCAAUAAAUAAAAUUUUGACUACGGGCCUGCACAGCAUCUCCGCACUGCGAGUUGACUCACAACGUCGCAAACGCGUGUAGCUACAGCACCUAAGGUAACAAGCUUGUCUUUGGGCUUAAAGCACUCAUCUUAGUUGCGUUUCGAAUAUAGUCAUAAACUAUGCGCUGAAUUUGGCACUACGUUUUCUCUGUUGGCCGUGUGAUGUGAAGCGAUGGUGGUUGAUAAGAUGCAAAACCCAAUGUGUUGUCCUGAUCACCAUUACUGCGGAUUUUUCUGAAAUCGAACCGUGAUGGGAGAAGUGCGCUAGAUUCAAACUUGAGACUAUAAUCCUGUGAGAUCCCCCCCCUCCCCCUGUUGUCCCCCGCGCUGCGUAUAUGGCUUGCAAACUGCACGCGGUGCAUUCGUGUCCAAAAUGGUAUUGGUGUGAUCCUGUCGUUUAGGGCUGUGGUUUCAUGCGGCUUUCUCGUCUCGUCGUGAGCUAGCUGGAAAUGUCUUAGAUGGAUAGGGUAAAACCUAAUCCCACUAGGGCAUCACCAACUGAGCAUUUUGGCAUGGUUACGUUUCAAUGAUUGGAACGAAACUUUGAUGGUGCUUAGGAGGAGACUUCUGCCAGCAUUGUGCCGUUUAUACGAAUAAUUUUCUACAAACAAUAUUUUUACCGAUGCUCUUGCAGUGAGCGAAGGAAUUAUCAAUUAUGAAGUAAGAAAAAUGAUGUGCCACUAGGGAUUUUAGAACACGUUAAGAGGGUCUGUUCACUGAAGCUAUUUCUUGACGGGUCGGGCAGAGUGUUUAAAUAAGAUGCUACUUGUCGACCAAGCAAAUUCGUUUUAAAUGAACCCCUACCCUUAAGAUGCUUACGCCUGAAACACAUUGUAUCUUCACGUCGCUAUUUUUGCUAGCCACCUUAAAUAAAUGUAGCCAUUAAUAAUCCGCAAGGCUGUUCCAAAGUGUAUUUAAUGUCUGGUACAUUUAAUGGCACUAUGGUGAAUACCUGAAAACUAUAUUCGCACCAGCAAAAAGAUACAAUGCGGCCUCAGUCCCUCAUUACUGCAAAUGGCACACCUACGAACGGUUUUUAAACACACGGGUAGGAAGUGGCUUUUUAGCUAAUAAUGGCUGGAAAUAAAAUACAUUUGGCAUCUUUCGGCUGUUUUGAAUAUGAUAUCCAGACGCAAAGCACAAUGCUAAGUAGUGAGUCGGAUUUCAGACGCCUUAUCAGAUAUAGAAUAUGCAUGGAUGUUAUCAAACAGCUAAAAUGGCGAGCUCCUAGAUAAGCGAGUUUUCUGGUUCGGAAAUUGGUUGAUAAUUUUUAAGUUGUGCUGUGAGUAACACUGCACCAACCUUUACAAACUGGUCUAUGGUGUUCUGCAUUAAAUUUCAAGCAACGCAGCGGCUUGAAGUAGAUUUGAAGUGUAUGAGGAACUAUCAUCAGAGUUCGGCAAAAGAAAAAAAAGUUUUGUGUGUGACAAAGGCAAAAAAGGACCAUUAAAAUGUGGCGCAUCGAUGCAGCUGUACCUAGCGAUAAACUGGGAAAGGUCAAUUAGAUUUUUACACGGACCAUUGUUGACCAUUCUGCGUGGGAAACGUAAGUCAAUGCCCUCGAGACUGAUGCAAUUGUGUCCCUGAAUAGCACCGCAUGACAAGAUGCAUUUGGUGCUGACAUCCCCUUGCUUACAAAAACAGUUAAGUUGCAGCUGGUGCAUUUUGGGCAAAUUUCUAGGGUAGUUUGCAGGUUUUCUACAUUUGAUAAGGAUGGGCUAUGAAGAAAUAACAGCUGAACACUACGAGCUGCCGUUCGCGUGAAUGCGUUUACACGCAUUCGUAUCCACAGAGUAUCCAUAUUCGCCUCUUAUUCUUGUUAGUGCAAAUUUUCGCGGCAGCUAGAUCGGUUGUUUCACUGCAUGGGACAUGUUUACAGCUGGCAUUCAGCCCUUUGGCCGUGACUUUGGCCGCGCGUGUGCCGUACCUCAUUCCCUGUGCCCCCCCCCCCCCCCCCCCCCGGCGGAGCGAGAGCGGCUGCUCUGCGUUCUGCCGGGUAUAGAUGCGGGUCCAGCAUCGCCAGGAGGCCUGGCUGACCUCACAGCUGUGGAGGGGAAGUCUCGCAACUCAACCCACCUGGCCGGCCCGUCGGGAUCUCUGGAAAGGGUCAGGUCUAGUCAGGCCAGGUGUAACGCCAGCAGCGGCUGACGGCUCUCCUGGCCCCCCCCCCCCCCCCUGGCCCCGUGCACCGUGGGUGUCACGCCCGACCUGACUGUGCAGGUCAUGAUGUUGUUGUAGUUCGAACUACCGUCUUCGUCUGGUGUGUUAGUGCUCGCAGAUUUCUUUUAGUCACGUUUCCGGCGGUCGUCAGGUGUUUGAAAGUUUGCGUGAUGUUUGGCGUUCACCCCGAUAUGAAUCACAGCUCGUCUCGAACUGGAAUUGUUUGGAUUCGAACCAAAGUCAUUGGCCUGUGAGUCCACUCAUCUACCAACUUGGCUAAACGGAAAGGACGAUAUUUCUGUGCUACAACUUGGUGGCAUGCAUUUCCUGGGUAUUUGAGGGAUUUCUAGCCAUACAUGGCUGAAUGCUAAGCACCAUCCGGUCACUAGGAUUCCUGACGGCGACCGGAGACUGAAAUAGCCGAAACAUCGUGUACAUACUAACACACCAUCGGACGAGGAAGGUAGUCUGAGUAACGAUUAUUCCGCCUCUGAUUCUACUACGUCGUUUCAAUCCUUCCGUCAGACUAUGCAUCUACAGAAGCUGUAGCACAGCCGAAAUACAGUCGCAGAAUAUCGAACGGACUUCUUUGCCAAACUGCUGGUAGAUGACUAAAUGUAUCGCACUGGACGUAGAAGCGUUCUGACAAGAGUUCGUGCCAAGUCCCGUUUCCAGGUCAUUCUUCCCAUGCAUCGUAAUAUGCUUAACUAUCAAGAGUAGUGGGAAAGCCGUGCCGUCUACCCCGCUCUGCACCGCUUUUGUCUCGAUUGUUCGGAGCUUAGUUUAACUUGCCCAAGGCUACGCGGCUUAACAUCUAUGUACCUCAUGCAGUCUUACUUUUCUGUUACUUUCUAUCAACUAGCUUCCGAAAUUAACUACUCACGCUCGAGGCUGACUGCUCAUUUAACAGUCUGAUUGAAUAACACCAUGGACGCCUUUGCUGUUUGGCUUGAAUGUUAUGUCUUAUAUAUAAUAUACCUUACACUCUGGAAUAGCAUACCGUCGAGCUUUUCCGACGCAGGGCUUGUAGUGAAAGCUGUGAGUUGUGACUCGCAGAGAUAGAUGGCUCGCGGUUGCGCGGGGUCGUAAAGAAAAGUAGGUGUGCACCUUGCACAUGACGAUAUGCGCACGGCUUACUGUACGUGUAAGUGUCUUGUUGGCAGUUCGCUUAUUGUGUUUGUUGGUGGGACGCAAAAACAAACCCCAUUGCACAUGCUGUAUUCUCAAAGAACUAAAUGCGCUUAUACUGAAUCACACACUUGAUGUCGUGUUUUAAAUGUCGUGCAGGCUGUGCCAAUUGAAAUACGCUUGCAUAGAAUGCAAGGGGCCUGCGUGAUUAAGGUAUCGCGGCCCCUAGGAGUGUCCACAGCAUAACGCGGACCGAGUAGGUCCGCAGAAGUGGGAUGUUGAAAAUGGUCGCCGUGAUGUCAUAGGCACUUGUCAGUCACUGUCCUGGCGAUGUCAUGUCUGGCCUGAAGCAGGCGUUACCUGUCAGUGAUCCGUGAAGGCAGCUCACUCUCCGUCUAUCGCUUUGCCGUGUCGCGUGUAGUAUGUGUAGUCAAAUACAUGCGUUCGU